This is a messenger RNA of Vigna unguiculata (cowpea), 1169 nucleotides long. RefSeq names its product fasciclin-like arabinogalactan protein 11 pseudogene. The record is from RefSeq and is a predicted model, not a curated record. NCBI's taxonomy places the organism in Eukaryota, Viridiplantae, Streptophyta, Magnoliopsida, Fabales, Fabaceae.
AGAUGGAGAAAACAUAUCCUUCACAAAUCACCACCAUAAAAUAUUUUACACCCACAAAUUGUAACUAACUGUCAUUCAUUUGGCAUCUAUAUAAACACCCUCCUCCAUUUCACCCUCCACACAUCAAAACAUUUUUUGCAAUAACAAUUUCCAAUUCUUCUGCAAUUUAGCAGCAAAUCAAUCUACUACAGCCUACAAUUAGCAACAAAAGAUGAAGCAAACUCUCUUCUUCUCACUCCUACUACUUUCCCCCUUUUUCUCAAUCACCACUUUAGCUCAGUCACCAGCUGCAGCCCCUAAAGCCCCAGAGAAACCUGCUCCUGCAAAGCCUGCCCCUGCUACACCAGCUCCGGCCCCUGCAAAGCCGUUAGUCCCAGCAUUACCCCAGUCACCCACUUCAGGUGCUGACUCUUCUGGCAGCCAAGACAUUGUGAAGAUCCUAAGAAAGGCCAAGUCUUUCAACACGCUAAUCCGGUUGCUGAAAACCACACAAAUCAUCAACCAAGUGAACGCACAGCUUGUGACCUCAAAGAAUGGAGGCUUAACCAUCCUUGCACCAGAUGAUGGUUCCUUCUCAGAGCUCAAAGCAGGGUACUUCAACUCCCUGGGUGACAGACAACAAAAGGCAUUGAUACAGUAUCAUGUCCUCCCCGUUUACGUGUCAAGCUCAAACUUUGACGCUCUCAGCAACCCUGUGCUCACACUGGCCAGUGACAGUCCCACAGGGUAUCAGCUGAACGUGACAGCAUAUGGUAACAGCGUGAACAUUUCAACUGGGGUGGUGAAUGCCACUCUCACAGGCAUCGUUUACACCGAUAAGACUCUUGCAAUCUAUCAUGUGGACAAGGUGCUCAUUCCUCUGGACUUCUCUAAGCCUAAGACUAUAGCUCCAGCUCCAGCUGUGGCCAAGGCACCCAAAGCUGAUAAGGAAAACUCUUCAGCAGAAGAUGAUGACCAGGGUCGGGCAGCCAAGGACAGCUCCGGUGCCAUCACUCAUGGGACAACCUUGGUGUCCCUUGGGGUUGUUCUGCUUGCAGCAACUGCUGCAAUCUCGUGUUAACUUUCGAAGUAUAUAGAUUUCAAUGUUUCCUUCAUUGUUUUGUAAGGAUAAAUGGAAAAUCUCGCUUUAAAAAAAAAAGAGUAUAUAUAUUUAUCUUUGGCGUGUUCUA